Cetraspora pellucida is the source of this 354-nucleotide messenger RNA. The record is from the annotation of a GenBank genome assembly. NCBI's taxonomy places the organism in Eukaryota, Fungi, Glomeromycota, Glomeromycetes, Diversisporales, Gigasporaceae.
AUGAAGUAUCCUACAGUCGCUCGCAGUCUUAGUAUCCUUACAAUAUGUUUCCUAUUAAGCAGCACAGCUGAAGCAUAUCUUGUGCAUGUAUAUGCUACAAGUGACUCCUAUCGGGACCCAAUUGAUGCCUGUGUAUCAUAUGUAACAAAUUGUGCCGUCAAAAACGAAACUAAGAUAGCGACGGUCAGAAAACAGACUGCGCCGGUGGCACACUAUUGGAUUGCAUGGUACCAGAUGGUCAGCUGUCUUGUGUUUACAUGGAGAAAAUUGGAUCAGUGGCCUACUCAACCAAAGAAAAAUCGUGUUGGGCAUUCAAAGGUUAUGAGAACCAUACUUGGGAAUUUAAUCAAGUAG